AUGGACCGAGACGCAAUCCUCGCCGCUUCGAAAAAGCACGAUAUAGUCCCUGGAAGAGUGUACAAAUAUGGUACUGCAGGCUUUCGUAUGAAUGCCGACCUUCUAGAUGGCGUCACCUUCAGAGUUGGACUCUUGUCUGCCCUUCGGAGUCGUAAACUCAACGGCCAAACGAUCGGCGUAAUGAUCACCGCUAGUCACAAUCCUGCUGUGGAUAACGGUGUCAAGAUUGUUGAUCCCAUGGGAGAUAUGCUUGAGCAAGAGUGGGAAGUACAUGCCACGAACCUCGUCAACGCCCCAAGCCACGAAGAGCUUGUCGAUUACUUCUACAAGUUAGCCGACUCCCUCAAGAUCGACCUGACCUCCUCCGGUAAGGUCAUUGCCGGUCGAGACACUCGCCCUUCGGGAAAGACACUCGUUACAGCCCUUGCCGAUUCUCUAGCUGCUACGAAUACCGCCUACACCGACUUCAAGAUCCUCACGACCCCUCAGCUCCACUAUCUAACCCGUUGUAUCAACACUGCCGGAACCCCUGGCUCAUAUGGUGAGGUCAGCGAGACCGGGUACUACAAGAAACUUGUCGAAGCCUUCUAUCGCGCACUCCGCGGACGACGGGUCUCUGGGAAGCUAUCUGUCGACUGUGCCAAUGGUGUUGGUGGUCCGAAGCUUAGUGAGCUCCUCAAGCAUCACGAUUCUUCGAAGACAGGCCUGGAGGUUAGGGUUGCCAACGAUGAUGUCCUGCGUCCGGAAGUCUUGAACCUGGACUGCGGUGCCGACUUCGUCAAGACUAGACAGCGAGCACCGGCAACCCCCAAGCCCGCUCCUGGCGAGAGGUGGUGCUCUCUAGACGGUGAUGCGGACCGCCUCAUGUAUUAUUGGAUCGACCCGGAUACUGGUUUCUUCAUGCUUGACGGAGAUCGCAUUGCGACGUUGGCUGCAUCGUUCAUUGCAGACCUUAUCCGCACUGCUGGCUUAGAGGGUCAGCUUCGUAUCGGUCUAGUCCAGACCGCUUACGCUAACGGAUCAAGCACAAAGUAUGUCGAGCAACAUCUACAGAUUCCUGUCAUCUGCACGCCUACAGGUGUCAAGCACCUUCACCACGCCGCUUGCUCGUAUGAUAUUGGCGUAUAUUUCGAAGCAAACGGUCACGGCACUGUCCUCUUCUCUCAAGACGCCCUACAAGUGUUCAAGGCCAAGGAACCCCAGUCGCCCGCACAAAAGGACGCUCUCGAGACUCUCAGCGCCCUUGGAGAUCUCAUCAACCAGACAGUUGGAGAUGCGAUAUCGGAUAUGCUCAUGGUGGAGGUUAUCUUGGCACACAAGGGGUGGUCGCUAAGAGACUGGGCCAUGACGUACCAGGAUCUUCCUAACCGUCUCGUCCGCGUCGAAGUUGGCAACAAGGACCUCUUCCGAACAACAGAUGCAGAGCGAAAACUCAGCCACCCGGAACAUUGCCAGGACGAAAUCGACAAGGUUGUGAAGAAGUAUACCAACGCCCGCUCCUUCGCCAGGGCCAGCGGGACAGAAAAUGCAUGCAGAGUGUACGCGGAGGCGGCUACGAGAUCCGAGGCCGACGAGCUCGCGAACAAGGUCGCCGCUAUAGUGAAGGCAUACGGAGGCUAG
This is a messenger RNA of Daldinia childiae, 1620 nucleotides long. RefSeq names its product Phosphoacetylglucosamine mutase. The transcript has a single exon. NCBI's taxonomy places the organism in Eukaryota, Fungi, Ascomycota, Sordariomycetes, Xylariales, Hypoxylaceae. Gene Ontology annotation, molecular function: magnesium ion binding; phosphoacetylglucosamine mutase activity. The coding region runs from base 1 to 1620 and encodes 539 amino acids. The record is from RefSeq and is a predicted model, not a curated record. Gene Ontology annotation, biological process: carbohydrate metabolic process; UDP-N-acetylglucosamine biosynthetic process.